AUGGCACACGCCUGGAACAUCUUCCGCAUCGUCGGCGACCUGUCCCACGCCCUCUCCAAGUGCAUCCUCAUCUUCUCCAUCCACCGCAACCGCUCGGCCGAGGGCGUCUCCUUCAUCACCCAGGGCCUCUACGCCCUCGUCUUCUGCACCCGCUACCUCGACAUCUUUGUCGAGAAAUCCCUGUGGAACCUGCUCUUCAAGAUCUCCUACAUAUGCUCCUCGCUCUACACGCUCGGCAUCAUGCAGUGGCUGUACUCCCGCUCGCGGGAGCGCGAGCUGUCGUGGAAGAUGGGCGCCGGCGUCCUGGGGGGCUCCCUCCUGCUGUCGCCCUUUUCCAUGCUCAUCUUCGAGAAGAAGUCGCACUGGAGCUUCAAGGUGUGGAUGUGGGUCUUUUCCGAGAUCCUCGAGUCGGUCUGCGUCCUGCCGCAGCUGCUGCUCCUGCGGCAGACGACGGUGCCGACGGUCAUAGACUCCUUCUACCUCGUCGCCCUCGGCUCCUACCGCGCCCUCUACUGCCUCAACUGGAUCUGGCGCGCGCUCGACCCCACCGACCGGUCGCCCAAGGCCGUGUCCGUCAUCUUCGGCAUCGUCCAGACGGCCCUCUACGUCGACUUUGCCUGGGUGUACUACACCCGCCAGCGGGUCAAGCUCCGCGGCGGCGGCCUCGUCGACGCCGACGACAUCCGUCGCGGGUGGCUCCUGCGCCGCCUCUUCGGCAAGAGGUUCGAGCACGUCGACGAGGACGAGGAGAACUCGCCGGCGCUCGGCAGCCCGGGCCACGACGGUCGACGCAACUCGCGUCCCGGCUGGGGCGUCCGCGGCAUCUCGGUCAGCGCCGACGACGGCGUCCUCGAGCCGCAGAGGCAUCGCCACCCGGCCGAGGACAUUGAUGAGGAGGGCGAGGCCGAUGCCAAGAUGCACGACCCGGACGAGCUGGCGAGGGCGCUCGUCGACGACUCCGACUCGGACGCCGACCCCCCUACGUCGUCGUCGCAGAACAAGACGAACGGCAAGAGAAAUUCCUUGCUAGCCGACAAGCGGAACGGAUGGCAGGAUUGA
This is a messenger RNA of Drechmeria coniospora, 1059 nucleotides long. RefSeq names its product protein-ER retention receptor. The record is from RefSeq and is a predicted model, not a curated record. The transcript is spliced from 3 exons. Gene Ontology annotation, cellular component: endoplasmic reticulum; membrane; cis-Golgi network. Bases 1 to 1059 code for a protein of 352 amino acids. NCBI's taxonomy places the organism in Eukaryota, Fungi, Ascomycota, Sordariomycetes, Hypocreales, Ophiocordycipitaceae. Gene Ontology annotation, molecular function: ER lumen protein retrieval receptor activity. Gene Ontology annotation, biological process: endoplasmic reticulum to Golgi vesicle-mediated transport; protein retention in ER lumen.